GCGUUAAUUCCCGAGGCACAGAUGUGUGGCACCGGUCAUAAGAAACACUCAUUUGGACAGAGAAUGUUUCCCAAUGCCCAGUCCAUCUUGAGAGUGACAAGGGCAUCUUAUGCAACGUAGCACAGAGGAACGACAUCGUGCAGAGAUGGCAAGAGUAUUCUCAACACAUUGAAGUCCACACCGAUGGUAUCAAAUCUACAGAUUGCCUUCUUACCUUAGCAUCCAAAGACCUUUCAAUAUACUUCAAGAAUUUUCGAAAACCCCAAGACAUUCCUAGACACCGCAAGACCUUGUUUUCUCAAGGCCUUUAAGCGCAUACCAAUACAUCCCAACGCAUUCCAAGACAGGCAUACCCGUCCCAAGAGAUUGGCAGGCAUCCCCAGAUUUCUCUGAGCAUCACAAAGGUUUCCAAAGCGUCAUAAACGCAUCCAAGCAUCACAAGACUCAUCCCUUGCCAAGACUCACUUGGAUCAAUAGGAAGAGAAACGAAUUACAAUGGCCAGCAGACACAGCUUCCACAUCGUCGACUACGUGGUGUUCGGCGCCACCAUCCUCAUCUCACUGGGCAUAGGACUUUACUUUGCUAUGUCUGGCGGACGUCAGCGAACAACAUCCGAGUUUCUGGUCGGAGGACGUGCCAUGAAGUUUCUCCCCGUCGCUGUGUCGCUCAUGGUGUCGUUUGAGUCGUCGAUCAUGAUGUUGGGCUAUCCGGCAGAAGUAUACGUGUAUGGAGCUCAGCUUUUUAUAGCUCUUUUUGGUUUCAUGGGGGGAUUUCUGAUAUGCAGGGUGUUGAUGAUCCCACUGAUUCAUCCCCUGAAACUUACAAGCGCUUACGAGUAUUUGGAUGGGCGGUUUAAAUCACGUACGAUCCGUCAACUUGGAACUACCCUUGGCGCUCUAUCAUACGUUUUCUACAUGGGCGUGGUGAUGUUUGGCCCAGCUAUAGCACUGGAGGCAGUGACGGGAUUUCCCCAGACAGGAUCCAUCUUCCUGGUUGCAGCUGCCGCUAUUGUAUACACAGCCAUGGGCGGACUGAAAGCGGUCAUCUGGACUGAUGUCUUUCAAGCUGUCGUGAUGUUUGCGGGCAUGCUAUCCGUCAUCAUCAAGGGCACAAUUGACGCAGGUGGAAUCAAGGCUGUGUGGACCACUGCGGCUAAGGGAGGACGCCUGAAUUUCUUUAAUUUUGACAUGGACCCGACUGUCCGUCACACGUUCUGGGGCCUGUUUCUGGGGACAUUCGCUCGGUCGUCCGGCCUGAUCUUCAACCAGUCCACUAUACAGAGGGUCUGUUCCACGCCUACACUCGCAGCAGCCAAGAAAGUGAUGCUGAUUGUGAGUCCUGCGUUCUGGAUAACACUGACGGUGGGCAUGAUCGAGGGCAUCGUCGCAUACGCCUACUACGUGAACGUCAGAUGUGACCCUUUGGAGUCCGGACAAAUACACAAUCCGAACCAGAUUAUACCAUAUAUGGUAAUGGAUAUUUUCCGGGGCUUUCCCGGAAUGCCUGGACUCUUCCUGGCCGCUUUAUUCAGUGCGUCUUUAAGCACAAUUUCAUCUGGACUCUCCAGCCUGUCAGCGAUGACCUGGGAGGACAUUCUCAAGCCUCGACUACCAAACGUUUCCGACGUGACAGCAACGGUGAUAGCUAAAGUAUCAGUGGUUGUGUUCGGUCUCUUAGCCUGUGGAGUGGCCAUACUCAUUUCCCUCAUUGGAGGAACACUCACGCAGAUUGCGACGACGAUCUUAUCUGCCUUCAAUGGCCCUCUGUGCGGCCUGUUUCUCCUCGCAUCUCUCUGUCCAUGGGCUAACGCUAAAGGAGCUAUAACUGCUACCGUUAUGAGUACUGCGCUAAUGAUGUGGCUGUGUGCUGGAGCCACGUUCUCUGGAGCCACGAGACCGACUCCUUGGUUGGCUCCAGCCCCAACUGACCAGUGCUCUGUGGAUAAUAUGACGUCACUGAUCACGAAUACAACAGGACUCCUGACGUCAACAGCAGGACUGUAUGACGUAACAACCGCUGCAGAUGUCGCCGAACCGGUCACGGGGUUCAAUGUCAUAUACACUCUGUCGUAUCUGUGGCUGGGCGCUCUCGGCAUCGCUAUCGUGCUGAUCGUGGGGUUCUUCGUCAGCUGGGCGACAGGGUUUAACAGAGAUGGGAGCCUCGAUCCUCGCUAUGUCAUAUUUCUAUCUGACGUCGUCAGAAAUAUACUGAACUGCGGGAAAAAGACCAAGACAGAUGAGAAGGCUGUAACGCAGGACAGUACCUACAAAACCGUGAUUGGAAUAGAAACCGGACCAACAGCCGAGACAGAACUACCACUGCUUGCUACGUCCGGCAAGGACAGAUCUGUCUCUGAUGUUCCCUCUCACCCCAAGAAGGACGAAACUUAGUCCUGUGUGCGUUGAUAGUUUGAUAGGCACCUGCAAAAACAGGUAUCCGUCCUCCCAAAACAUUCUGUUUUGGCCGGGGAUGAUUCAUAUUUAUUUAAUUGCUCUGUCUCGACUAUUCAUAGGCUGUAUAAACAUAGUAUCUUUGCAAGAAAAAACAUUUGUUCUAGAUAUCUUAGCGUUCCUUAAUUACAGAAGGGGACAUCUUUCAAAUAGCCCUAACUUAAAAUCUAAAGACCCUAGGUUAAACAAACUAACUGACCGUCACGUUUGUUUAUUUUGUAUCUGAGAUAACCAUUACGAAUGGUGUUUUAUUUGAGGGCACUGUGGGCCAAUAGGAGGCCUAUUUGCGCCCAUUAGCUAACACGAAAUAGAAAACGAAAUUAUCGCCCUUUCAUAGUUUCGUCAUCGAUGACGUUUGUUUAGUAGUGUUGAAUGCUGCGAAGCUACGUUAGGGUGGGUUUUUCAUACACAUUUUACUAACGGUGUAUCGCAUUUACACGUGAACUUAUAAUAUGUUAAAAGCCUUGGAUGAAAAGGGUAAAUAUUGUUUUUUGGGUGUCUGAGAUCAGGAAUAUUCUUUGUAUGUCUGUUUUUUCUCUUGCAUGGAUAUCUCAAGAUGUUGGAAAUGAUAAAUUAUUUAUCUUCAUGCUUAAGCAAGGAUUACUUGAUAUAUUUUAACAAGAUUGGCACUGUCAAAUAUCAUCCUCAAGGUUUUCAUGCCAUUAUACGAAUAAAAAAUCAUUACUUGUUCUUGAAAAAUAUGUAUCUGUACUUCAGGAUAGAACUUUGAGAUGAUCUUUGUGUAAAUUACGUAUAUCAUUACAUAAUUUUAAUGUUAAUAAUCUCAGAAAGAAAAAUGUACAAAAUAAAGAAAGUAGUUCAUGCCGUUAUUGUAAUGAAGGCUAUGUUGAGGAUUAGUUUCAUGUACUUCUCAUUUGUAAAUAUUAUCAGUUUCUUAGAUAUAGAUACCUCCCUAUGAUUUCACUAUGUGCAAAGAUAAACAACUGAUGAAAAAUUUGUUGAACUCCCGCAAUGCAAAUACAAUAUCAUCUCUGUCAAUAUUCCUGAAGAAUAUGUUUGAAAUUAGACGAUAAUAUUUUAUGUAAACUUAUUAUUACCUACACGUGACUGUACAAUGUUGAUAC
This is a messenger RNA of Haliotis rufescens (red abalone), 3536 nucleotides long. Its product is annotated as sodium-coupled monocarboxylate transporter 1-like. NCBI's taxonomy places the organism in Eukaryota, Metazoa, Mollusca, Gastropoda, Lepetellida, Haliotidae. Bases 496 to 2391 code for a protein of 631 amino acids. The transcript is spliced from 17 exons. Gene Ontology annotation, molecular function: symporter activity. Gene Ontology annotation, cellular component: membrane. The record is from RefSeq and is a predicted model, not a curated record. Gene Ontology annotation, biological process: transmembrane transport; sodium ion transport.